This is a messenger RNA of Oncorhynchus nerka (sockeye salmon), 2271 nucleotides long. RefSeq lists its product as uncharacterized. NCBI's taxonomy places the organism in Eukaryota, Metazoa, Chordata, Actinopteri, Salmoniformes, Salmonidae. The coding region runs from base 1 to 2271 and encodes 756 amino acids. Gene Ontology annotation, molecular function: nucleic acid binding. The transcript is spliced from 6 exons. The record is from RefSeq and is a predicted model, not a curated record.
AUGGUCCCUGACGUCUCCAAGUUUGCCGCCGCCUGCAUCGUCUGGGCUCAGAAUAAGACUUCUCGGCAAGCUCCAGCAGGCCUCCUUCAACCUCUUCCUGUCCCUCACUGUCUCUGGUCACAUAUAUCCCUGGACUUCGUCAGCGGUCUCCCUCCGUCUGAUGGCAACACCACUAUCCUCACAGUGGUGGACAGGUUUUCCAAAGCCACCUAUUUCAUUCCCCUCCCCAAGCUACCGUCUGCCAAGGAGACGGCCCAGCUCAUGGUGCAACACGUCUUUCGGAUCCAUGGACUUCCGGUGGACAUGUCUAACCGCCAGUCGGAGCAAGCUAAUCAGGACCUGGAUACUACUCUUUGUUUCCUCGUCUCUGCCAACCCCACCGCCUGGAGCCAACCCCACCGCCUAGGAGCCAACCCCACCACCUGGAGCCAACCCCACCGCCAGGAGCCAACCCCACCGCCUAGGAGCCAACCCCACCGCCCGGAGCCAACCCUACCAGCCUGGAGCCAACCUCACCUCCUGGAGCCAACCCCACCACCUAGGAGCCAACCCCACCGCCUAGGAGCCAACCCCACUGCCUGGAGCCAACCCCACCGCCAGGAGCCAACCCCACCGCCUAGGAGCCAACCCCACCGCCUGGAGCCAACCCUACCGGCCUGGAGCCAACCUCGCCGCCUGGAGCCAACCCCACCACCUAGUAGUCAACCCCACCGGCCUGGAGCCAACCUCACCGCCUGGAGCCAACCCCACCACCUAGGAGCCAACCCCACCGGAGCCAACCCCACCGCCUGGAGCCAACCUCACCGCCUGGAGCCAACCCCACCACCUAGGAGCCAACUCCGCCGCCUGGAGCCAACCCCACCGCCUAGGAGCCAACCCCACCACCUAGGAGCCAACCCCACCACCUGGAGCCAACCCCACCACCAGGAGCCAACCCCACCGCCUAGGAGCCAACCGCGGUGGGGUCUCCCUCCGUCUGAUGGCAACACCACUAUCCUCACAGUGGUGGACAGGUUUUCCAAAGCCACCUAUUUCAUUCCCCUCCCCAAGCUACCGUCUGCCAAGGAGACGGCCCAGCUCAUGGUGCAACACGUCUUUCGGAUCCAUGGACUUCCGGUGGACAUGUCUAACCGCCAGUCGGAGCAAGCUAAUCAGGACCUGGAUACUACUCUUUGUUUCCUCGUCUCUGCCAACCCCACCGCCUGGAGCCAACCCCACCGCCUAGGAGCCAACCCCAUCACCUGGAGCCAACCCCACCGCCAGGAGCCAACCCCACCGCCUAGGAGCCAACCCCACCGCCCGGAGCCAACCCUACCAGCCUGGAGCCAACCUCACCUCCUGGAGCCAACCCCACCACCUAGGAGCCAACCCCACCGCCUAGGAGCCAACCCCACUGCCUGGAGCCAACCCCACCGCCAGGAGCCAACCCCACCGCCUAGGAGCCAACCCCACCGCCUGAGCCAACCCUACCGGCCUGGAGCCAACCUCGCCGCCUGGAGCCAACCCCACCACCUAGAGCCAACCCCACCGGCCCGGAGCCAACCUAACCGCCUGGAGCCAACCCCACCACCUAGGAGCCAACCCCACCGGCCUGGAGCCAACUCCACCGCCAGGAGCCAACCCCACCGCCUAGGAGCCAACCCCACCGCCUGGAGCCAACCUCACCGCCUGGAGCCAACCCCACCACCUAGGAGCCAACCCCACCGGCUUGGAGCCAACCUCACCGCCUGGAGCCAACCCCACCACCUAGGAGCCAACCCCACCGGCCUGGAGCCAACUCCACUGCCUGGAGCCAACCCCACUGAGCCAACCCCGCCGCCUGGAGCCAACCCCACCGCCAGGAGUCAACCCCACCGCCUAGGAGCCAACCCCACCGCCUGGAGCCAACCUCACCGCCUGGAGCCAACCCCACCACCUAGGAGCCAACUCCGCCGCCUGGAGCCAACCCCACCGCCUAGGAGCCAACCCCACCACCUAGGAGCCAACCCCACCACCUGGAGCCAACCCCACCACCAGGAGCCAACCCCACCGCCUAGGAGCCAACCCCACCGCCUGGAGCCAACCCCACCUGCCUGGAGCCAACCUCACCGCCUGGAGCCAACCCCACCACCUAGGAUCCAACCCCACCGCCUGGAGCCAACCCCCCCGCCUAGGAGCCAACCCCACCGCCUGGAGCCAACACCACCACCUAGGAGCCAACCCCACCGCCUGGAGCCAACCCCACCACCUAGGAGCCAACCCCACCGGCCUGGAGCCAACGCCACCGCCUAG